AAGAAAACAUAAUAAAUCAAUCAUCAUGAAUUCUUCUUGUUUUUUGAGCUUUAGUUGGAAAGCUGUAAUAAACUCUUCGUUACGAAAAAUGAGUUUUAAGGUUUUGAGUUCUGAUACUGACUAUAAAGACCAAAAUUGGGAUUUAGUGAAAGUAAAAUCGAAAGUUACUCAAAAUACCAUGGAGCAUUUGCAUAAAAUGAUAAAAGCUGGUGGAGGUCCAAAGGCUAUCCACAGGCACACAGUUGUAAACAAGAAGCUGUUAGUGCGUGAACGUUUGAAACUUCUGUUUGAUAGGGAUUCACCAUUUUUUGAAAUAGGAAUCUUGGCUGGAAUGUCUAUGGAUUAUGGAGAUAUUCCUGCUGCUGGUGUUGUUGCUGGUAUUGGGAAAAUACACGGCCAGUUUUGCAUUGUCUCUGCAAAUGAUGCGACUGUUAAAGGUGGCACAUUUUUUCCUAUAACAGUUGUAAAACAACAACGAAUACAAAGAUUAGCUUAUUUAAAUAAAUUGCCUUGUAUAUAUCUUGUCGACAGUGGAGGAGCAUUUUUACCUAUGCAGGCUGAUAUAUUUCCUGACAGAGACCAUGGUGGCCGUUCAUUUUAUCAUGAAGCUGUUUUGUCAUCUCUGAAAAUUCCUCAGAUAGCUGUUGUUUGUGGAAGUUCCACAGCAGGUGGUGCUUAUUGUCCAACAAUGGCAGAAGAAGCUAUAAUUGUUAAUGGUCCAGGAGUAAUAUUUUUAGGUGGACCUCCGUUGGUUAAAGCUGCAACUGGUGAAAUAGUUACAGAGCAAGAGCUGGGUGGUGCGCUUAUGCAUUGUAGUGUGAGUGGGUGCACUGAUUAUUUUGCUGAAAGUGAAGAAGAAGCGUUUGAAAUGUGUAGAGAAUCUGUUUUAACUCUAAAUACUUUCCAAUCUGCUGAUUGUACAUCAUGGCACAAACCUCUUUACCCUGCUGAAGAUUUGCUGAUGAUUUCUGCAAAAAUCUAUCUUACCAAAAGUGACAUGUACGAUAUUUUAUCAAGAGUUUUGGAUGGAAGUAUGUUUAAAGAAUUCAAAGGAAAAUUUGGCAGUAAUCUUAUAACAGGGUUUGGUUACAUUAAAAAUAUGCUUGUUGGCAUAGUUGCUAACUGCAAUGCUCUGUCAUUUCAAGAUUCACAAAAAGGAACUCAUUUUAUACAGCUUUGUGAAAAAAGAAAUAUACCCUUAUGCUUCAUUCAAAACUCUGGAAAUCCUGAAGAAACUGUGAUUAAUGACGAUCAAUAUGAAUUUUUGAGAAAUAGAGCAAAAAUGGUAUCUGCUCACUCCUGCACUCAGGUUCCAAAAAUUACUUUAUGUGUAGGAGGCUGUUAUGAAGACGACAAUUUCACAAUGUGUGGAUGGGAUUUUAACCCCAAUUUCUUUCUCUCUUGGCCUUUAGUUCACAUAUCUUCAUCAAGAUUUGAGAUUCAAAAGAUAAAAUUAGAAGAGACUAGUGCAUUAAAAAAGUAUUAUGAAGAAAAUAGCUUUGAAAAAUUUGAUUUAUUCUUUGAUGAUAAAACAAGUGCCUUACAUAAGUCAUCAAGAAUGCUUUGUGAUGCUGUAAUAGCACCAGAAGAAACUAGAGAAGUACUCAGUAUUUGUUUGAGAAUUGUAUCAAGAAUUUUAUAAUCAUUGUUAAAUUAUUUCUUGAUUGACUAAUAUUUUUUUUUUUGUAUAAAACUAAUCAUAUCUUACAAAAUAUUUUCCUUAUAUAUUUAAACUUGAAUUAUACUGUUGAUUUUGAGUUAAAUAUUUUUAAUAAAGUAUAAUUUUUGAAAAUGUUAUUAUUUCAUUAGGAAGCCUGAAAUAAAUUAUUAAAAUUAAUCAAUAGAAAUAAGUGUUAUGCUUCUUAUAUAUCCUCAAACAGAGCUGCUAAUUUUGAAAAGCAGACUUGCCGAACUUGCAAAUUUAGGCUGCAUUCUCUUCAUAUUUCUUUUUUUUCUUACUCUUCUGGAUUUAAAGUGAAAACCUCCAGAUUUUUUCGUUUAAAAAAACCAUUUUUAAAAUUGAUAGACAUGUAAACAGAAAUAGCAGAUUUAUACUGCAGAGGGAAAGUUAAAGUAAAAAAAUAAGUUAUAUCCUUAUGGCAAUCUAAUCAAUUCCCCACAAAUAUGCAGAGUGUGAAUAUGUGUUUCCUUUGGCUAAAAAAAUAUAACUGAGUUUGGAUCUUCAAUGUCAACUGAGACUUUUAGAAAGGCUGAUGUUAACUAAAACCACCAAAUAGGGAUUCUUCAAGAGAAUUUUAAAAUAAAGAUUAAUACUGAUUUUUUAUAAACUAACAUGUUAUUAAAGUUUUAUAAAAAAUACGUGGGAUAUUUUGUUGUACAAUUAAAAGGAGAGAAGGACAAUCAUUUUCAAAAAUCGAACUUCUUAUUCCGGCAAUAAAAAAGCCUUUUUCUGAUCAAUUAGGAAUUAUUUCAUAACAAUUCGUGACAAUAUGAUCCACAAACUUUAAAAGGAUGACAAAUUAAUGAAUAAGUGUUAAAUUUGAUAGAAUUUAAAAAUGCUUUAUUUUCAAGUACAGUAGAGAACUAAUUACCCGGGAUGCUCGGGACCAUUGCUAUCCCGGAUGUCUGAAUUUCCCAGUUUUCUGGAUCGACCAAAAAGUGUCGCUAAUCAAUGUUUUAUCUAACCCAAAUUACAAGGAAAAAGUGUAACACAUUUCAAAAUAAGAAAAGCUCUCCUAAAUUUUAAAAAUAACAUUUAAAAGAAUAAAAAUAUUUGCAAGUUUAGAGAAGAAAAAAAAGUUUAA
Messenger RNA from Parasteatoda tepidariorum (common house spider), 2765 nucleotides. RefSeq names its product methylcrotonoyl-CoA carboxylase beta chain, mitochondrial. Gene Ontology annotation, molecular function: methylcrotonoyl-CoA carboxylase activity. Gene Ontology annotation, biological process: L-leucine catabolic process. The record is from RefSeq and is a predicted model, not a curated record. NCBI's taxonomy places the organism in Eukaryota, Metazoa, Arthropoda, Arachnida, Araneae, Theridiidae. Gene Ontology annotation, cellular component: mitochondrion; methylcrotonoyl-CoA carboxylase complex.